Molecule: messenger RNA, 2351 nt
Organism: Durusdinium trenchii
Lineage: Eukaryota; Dinophyceae; Suessiales; Symbiodiniaceae
Source: the annotation of a GenBank genome assembly
GACCUGGAAAAAUUUCAUGGUCGGCUGCAGAUGUGAAAGCGACUGCCGUCGACUUGAAAGCAUCUUUGCCGCUUUCGGUGACCCAGGUCAUCACUGCCAAGGAGUGGCGCGGAGGACCACUUGUCCAGCUUGAGGACACCAUUUCUCGCCCUGCUGCCUCAGAUUUGAUCGUAAAUUACUGGUUCAUCAAGGCAUUCGUUCGAAAGUGCCCCGACAAGGUGCCGUCUGCCUUUUUUGUAGCUGAUGUCAUACUCUACAUGGACCGACUUUUUUGCGAGCGCCUACUGAUUGCGCAGAAUCCGGGAGAAAACAAAAAAAGCCUCGCCGGUGAAGAAGGCAAGAAGAUCAAGGCGAAGUCGCAUGGGCACGCUGACGAGUCUAGCUCGGACAAUGGUGAUGAGCAGGCUGAGAGCGUCCAUGGCAGCUCUGAUGGCCACCUCCCACCGGCCCAGGAGCAGGUGGAGGGUGAUUCUGUUGCUUGCCCUGCAGAUGAUGAUGUAAAGAUGGUUGAGGCUGCUGAGAGCGACGAUGAACUUGAUGCAACAACCCUCCCGGGUCCAGGCGAUGUUGCCAGCCUUGCAGACGAUGACGAGGAGAUGCCUCCUUUGGCCCACCCGUCACCAGAGAGGGAUCAGGCAAAUGAAGAGGCAGAUGAAGAGUCUUCCAGUUCUUAUGGAGGCUAUGACUGCUUCUUUGAGUCGCCCGAGUGUGGAAACAGUGGGCCGCCAAGAAAUGAGCUGAUCGAGAUGUGCUUGGGAUUGAUGCAAUACCUUUCGCAAGAGCACCCAGACAUCAUGAAGUGCCUUGGUGGAAGGCAUUUCCACAUGGUGAACUAUAUGGACCACUGCGAAUGGAGCUUCAGCAGAUUCGGCAUCCGGGCAACAAGUUGGCUGAGCACCAAAGAGCACUUUGCUCGUUGGUUGAAACGAUUCAAUGAGCUUAAUCGCACCAGUGAUUGCAAUAAGGUCUUGGACGGUAGAGCUAAUGCAGAUCUCACCGCUGAGACGCAUGCUGCAGCUGGGAUCGUGUGCCGGAAGCCUGCUGAGGAGGCUUUGGGCUUCAAGCGAGCCCGCGAGGAAUCUACAGCUGGUGCUCCAAACGGCGCAGGGGAAGGGGCAAAAGCCACAGAACCCAAAGCUAAGAAACCGAAGAAUGGCGAAGAGCAGAAACGGGAAAAGACUGAGGAACUCACCAUUGCUGGUGAUAAGUUCAAAACAUAUGAUUUGAAGGCUUUGCAGGCGAUCGAGGUUCUGCUGAAGAACAAAGCCUUUGUUGUCAAGCGCAUUGGCGCCCCAGCGAACGGUGAGGAAAACACGGACUCUGAGGGUGGCCGAACUGGUCAAAUCACGUGGGCCAAAAGCGGUGGGUGUGAGGCAUCGUGGGUGAAGGCAAAGACAAUUGCCAAGUGGCGUGAGCCGACCUUCGUGAGCAUCGAUGGUUGGGACCGAGUGAAGCCCUUAGCUUUGAAGAGGCGUGCAAAUGCCAGUAUGCCGUUCAAGCAGAAUGGUGCUGCUGGCAAACCAACAACUUGGAAGCAGAAGCACAAGCAAUCAGUGCUUGCCGGCCUCCGCUUCAUGAAAGCGCCGAUGGUGCUGGCUGCCCUUUGCAGUUUGAUGUUUGCCAACAGCCAGCUCAAUUUUAAGCCCUUGGACCACUUAGAACUUUUUGCUGGCGUGCACUCUAUCACUUCUGGUGAGUGGAAGGAAUCCCGGCAUGCUAUUCCGAUGGACUUGACGUAUGACAAGGAUGGAGGCCAAGACAUUUUGACACCCGUUGGGUUUUGCAACAUGCUCUACCAAGUGCUGUCCCUCAGACCGGGGGGGGCCUUAUGGUCUGCUCCGGUUUGCUCGUCGUCGCGGGGCAGCACUCAAAGACGAACUGACAAUCCCAUGGGCUGCACGUCGUCUCCUUCAGUCGCGGCAGGAAACCUGAUGGUUGCAAGGCUUACCAUUUUGCUGGCCAUAGCGGUAGCAAAGAGGUGCAUGUGGCCCCUUGAACAGCCAGUGAACAGCUUGUUGGAUGGCCACGUCCUCUUUCAACAAUUUCUUCGCUUGAAGCAGGUGACAUGCUACCGUGUUUCAACUAGCUUAAGCUGGUUUGGCGCUGACACUCGCAAGCCUCUCUGGGUCUAUUCAAGCAGACGUGAGAUUCAGGAGCUGAAUGACUUUGCAGACCGCUCUCUGCGUCCUGAGAACCAAUCAGAGAUGAUUGUGAGGUACGAAGACUCUGAGGGAAAACAGCGGAUCAAGGGGGGGUCUGACUUGAAAGCAAGUCAAGCUUAUCCAAAGAAGCUCAUUCCCACGCAAAUAGUAUGGAAGUUUCGCCAUUCAGUUUCUAUGUUUUCUUUUUGA